Molecule: messenger RNA, 2117 nt
Organism: Thamnophis elegans (Western terrestrial garter snake)
Lineage: Eukaryota; Metazoa; Chordata; Lepidosauria; Squamata; Natricidae
Gene: DNAJB5
Product: DnaJ heat shock protein family (Hsp40) member B5
Exons: 4
Coding region: 65-1183 (372 amino acids)
Biological process (GO): negative regulation of transcription by RNA polymerase II
Cellular component (GO): cytosol
Molecular function (GO): protein-folding chaperone binding
Source: RefSeq, a predicted model, not a curated record
GGCGGGGGCGGCUCCGGCGCUUCUCUCGGCAUUCCUCGCCUGCCGCGCUCGCCGACGCUCCGCCAUGCCCGCCGUCCUGCUCUUCUGGAGCCGCCUGGAGAGGAACAAGGAGUCCACGGCCGGCCCGGUCUCGGCCAUGGGGAAGGACUACUACAAGGCCCUGGGCAUCCAGUCGGGGGCCAACGAGGAUGAGAUCAAGAAGGCCUACCGCAAAAUGGCCCUGAAGUAUCACCCGGACAAGAACAAGGACCCCCACGCGGAGGACAAGUUCAAGGAGAUCGCCGAGGCUUACGACGUGCUGAGCGACCCCAAGAAACGGGCUGUUUACGACCAGUACGGAGAGGAGGGACUCAAAACGGGUGGGGGUCCCUCUGGCCCUUCUGGCAACACCUUCCACUACACCUUCCACGGAGACCCCCAUGCCACGUUCGCCUCCUUCUUUGGGGGCUCCAACCCCUUCGACAUCUUCUUCAGCAGCAGCCGGUCCAGGGUCUUCAACGGCUUCGACCACGAGGACAUGGAUGUGGACGACGACAGCGACGACCCCUUCAGCGCUUUCAGCCGCUUCGGUUUCAACGGUCUGAACGGGGUCCACCGGCGGCACCCGGAGCCCAUCCACAUGCGCCGGAAGGUGCAGGAUCCUCCCGUGGUCCACGAGCUGAAGGUUUCUCUGGAGGAGAUCUACCACGGGGCCACCAAGCGGAUGAAGAUCACCCGCCGGCGGCUGAACCCGGACGGGCGAACGAUGCGGACAGAGGACAAGAUCCUGAACAUCAUCAUCAAGCGGGGCUGGAAGGAAGGCACCAAGAUCACCUUCCCCAAGGAGGGAGACGCCACCCCUGAAAACAUCCCGGCUGACAUCGUCUUCGUCCUGAAGGACAAGCCACACGGCCACUUCCGGCGCGACGGGACAAACAUCAUCUACACGGCCAUGAUCAGUCUUAAAGAGGCCCUGUGCGGCUGUACCGUCAACAUCCCCACGGUGGACGGGCGCGUCAUCCCCUUGCCCUGCAGCGACAUCAUCAAGCCGGGCACCGUGAAGCGGCUGCGAGGGGAGGGGCUGCCUUUCCCCAAGGUGCCCUCCCAGCGCGGAGACUUGAUUGUGGAGUUCAAAGUCCGCUUCCCCGACAGAAUAGCCCCCCAGACCCGCCAAAUCCUUAAGCAACACCUGCCCUGCUCCUAGAGAUGCCAGGCCGGGCAUCGCCUGCCCACCUCACGCGCUCUCUCUCUCUCUCUGCCAGCCAGCUCGCUCUCUGAGUAGCAGCCACGCUUCAUGCUGUGCCACGUUGCACCUGGCCCUGGGGGCACCCUCCUGCCUCUGGCUGCGAGCCACGUCCUCCUCCUCCUGCGAGGGGUCCUCUCUGCCCCGACCCCCCUCCUCCUCUGGCAGCUUGGCUCUUCGAGAGGUCCCCGUUUUUGGAUCUGGUGUCCCUGCUUUGCGUGAGUCUCGGGGGGCCAAAGCCGGGGAGGGUCUCCCCAAAUUUUGCCAAGGACACCAGAGCCCUGUAAAUAGAAGCCCUUCCUCUUCUGCUUCCCUGCUGGCUCUGUCUGGAUUGUGCCUCCCCAGAGCAGCCGGUGGGGGCCAACCUCGUCCUACACGCCAGGAGCCGGAAUCCCCUUUCCUGUUUUGGGCACCGAGGAGGCCCCCCUCCGCGUCCCUCCCGUUUCUGUGCACACAGAGACCCUGCGAUGUUGGCCAGACAGACCACCUCCAGCAAGCGUUGGGGUCACAACAAGGACCCGCCAUUCAAGGGUGCUUCGGACUUUGUAUUCGAAUAGAACCUUCAUGAGGACUAACCUCUUCUCGGCUGUGUUGGCUUUUCAUCUGGAUCCUGGGGAAGGGCUGGCGGGAGUGGCCCCGGACGGCUCCCUGGGGAAGGGGAGAAGGAAGGUGGGCUGCCCGGAGGCUGGGAGGGGGUCUUGAUAUCGUCUGAUGCUGGUGGGGGGGGGAGGGGUGUUGUGUGUUUCCUGGGAGGUGGGCGAAGGGCUGUGGGCACCGGGGUGUGUGUGUCGAGAGGCCGCCUUUAUUUUCACUUUUCAGAGGGAGAAUUUUCAAGAAACGUUUCUUCAUCUUUUGACGAGGAUUAUGCUGUGUUUUGGGCCAGGGCUGGCAGGGG